Messenger RNA from Seminavis robusta, 1696 nucleotides. The record is from the annotation of a GenBank genome assembly. Lineage: Eukaryota; Bacillariophyta; Bacillariophyceae; Naviculales; Naviculaceae.
CCGGGAAUGGCCGGGCACCCCAACGGCCACGACGUUCUCGCCUCUCCUCGCUGCUCGAUCCUUCCUUCCACAAUUCGAACAUCGACGCAACGAUUGAAAGCAGCUGGGCAAGACAAAGAACCAGCAACCAACAGACAGACAACAACUAGCUACAUUUAUACACGACAACAAUAACAGCAAUACCAAGAUGGACAACCAGUUGAUUCCCCAGGCCAUUGAAAUAGUGACAAAGGCGAUCCAAGCCGACAACGACAAAGAAUAUGAAAAGGCAUUGUCCCUGUACCGAGAUGCCCUCGCGAGGUUCACUCUGGGCCUCAAGUACGAAAAGAAUGAAGCCAAGAAGAAACUCGUGCUCGAGCGAGUGGAGGGUUAUAUGCAACGAGCCGAAGAGCUCAGCGACUACUUGAAGAAGCAGUCGGAAUUAGACAACAAGGGCGGCGGUGGAGCCGCAACGAAAGCCAAGGAUGGCACGGAAGAGGACGAAGACGCAGAGAAAAAGAAAUUGCGUGGGGCUUUGAGUGGCGCCAUUGUGUCAGAAAAACCCAACGUCAAGUGGACCGAUGUGGCUGGGUUGGAAAAUGCCAAGGAAAGUCUCAAAGAAACAGUCAUUUUGCCAACCAGAUUUCCACAGCUUUUCACCGGAAAGCGAAAACCUUUCAAGGGAAUCUUGCUCUAUGGACCACCGGGGACUGGAAAAUCCUAUUUGGCCAAGGCGGUCGCAACAGAGGCUGAUUCUACCUUCUUUUCAGUCAGUAGUGCUGAUCUCAUCUCCAAAUGGCAAGGAGAAUCGGAACGUUUGGUCCGGAAUCUUUUUGAAAUGGCCAGAGAGUCCCCGGGUGGUCGGGCCAUUAUUUUCAUUGACGAGGUCGAUUCCUUGUGUGGAAGCAGAAGCGAAGGAGAGAGUGAUUCGGCCAGGCGUGUCAAGACAGAAUUUUUGGUGCAAAUGGAUGGAGUGGGAAAACAAGAGGGACAAGUCCUCGUCCUUGGAGCUACUAACGUUCCUUGGGAAUUGGAUGCUGCAAUCCGCCGACGUUUUGAAAAGCGUGUUUACAUUCCUCUGCCGGAACCAGAGGCAAGAGCCUUCAUGUGCAAACUGCAUCUGGGAGACACACCAAACUCCCUCACUGAACAUGACUUUGACAAUCUGGGAGAAAUCACGUUGGGAGCCAGUGGAUCCGAUAUCAAAGUGUUGGUCAAGGAGGCCUUGAUGGAGCCGCUCCGACGAUGCCAGCAAGCCAAACAGUUCAUUGUCGACAAGGAUGGUUUCUAUUUGCCUUGCGAAAAUUACCCGAGUUGUUCUAGUUGCCCGCCCAAACUGAGUUCCGACCCAGCGGACAAAGACUACACAUGCACGCGAUGCGGCGCCAAGAGAAUGCAACUUUGGGAUGUCCCACCUGACAAACUUAAGGUUCCCGUCGUGGAGUACCGCGACUUUGCAAAGGUCAUGCGACACUCGUGCAGCACAGUCUCAGAAGACGAACUCAAGCGCUUUGUAGAAUGGACCAAAAGUUUUGGUCAAGAUGGCGCGUAACAUGAGUCAGUCAGUUUGGCGCCCAUGCACAGGGACCAAUGUCCCACGAACACAGCAACACAAGCGCACCACGAGGGCAGCCAACAAAUCAAGCAUCUUUUUUCAGUGUAAACAAGUACAAAGAUAGAUAUAUCGAAAACAUCUAGUCUGCAUAGUUGGUUACUG